AUGGCGGGUCCCAUGGAUAGAAUACAAGUGUUGGAUGAAAUUGAGAAAGAUAUCAUCACUUGUUUACAAUGCGCAGCUCAAGCUCUUCUUGAAUUAGGUAAAGAAAAAUCUAGUCAAAAACAGGCAGAAAGCAAUACAUCUCAAUUUCUUAGAACACUUAGUCAAGUUGAAUCAAAAUUAAGUGACCAGAUUAAUUACCUCACUCAGGUAUCAACUGGACAGCCUCAUGAAGGUUCUGGAUAUGCAUCUCAAAAAGUACUACAGAUGGCAUGGCAUAGAUUAGAACAUGUCAGAUCUUGGGUUAACGAGCUGGAAAGACUGAAAGCAGCUCAUUUAGCUGCAAGCCGGUCAAUUUCUGGUGUGGCAAAUGGUGGAAUGACUUCAUCUGGGACAAGUACCCAGUGA
This is a messenger RNA of Leptosia nina, 405 nucleotides long. The record is from the annotation of a GenBank genome assembly. NCBI's taxonomy places the organism in Eukaryota, Metazoa, Arthropoda, Insecta, Lepidoptera, Pieridae.